This is a messenger RNA of Fusarium redolens, 1104 nucleotides long. RefSeq lists its product as uncharacterized. The transcript has a single exon. Lineage: Eukaryota; Fungi; Ascomycota; Sordariomycetes; Hypocreales; Nectriaceae. The annotation marks the transcript as partial. The record is from RefSeq and is a predicted model, not a curated record.
ACAACCGCCGUCGUUGAGUGGGAGUGGGACGGGGCGACGCGUUCCUUAGCCACCCCAGAUCCAGACAAUGUUGCGAUACGAUUUACGUUACAUAUCGAUUCGACCCAUGACCAGCAUCGCGCUCACUUCGAGAUAAUCAUCCCUCUCAGAUUUAAAGACAAGUCAAGUGGUGCGGCGGUUUUCCUCCGAAUCAGCCCUUUAAUCAUCACUUGUUUCCGCUUUUCUACAAACAUCGACCCUUCGGACUCCAUAAAGCAGCGAUUUGACUCUGCCACAUGUCUCGAGUUUGAACUGAGCAAUCCUAUUACCGUACUCGUUCCUAGCUACGUCAAAGAGCCAAUAUCAGCCUCUCGGCCACGCUCUGGCAAGGUUCUUGACUCUCUCUAUGAGCUAUCCAGUGUCACUGCUCUUCGAAUCUAUAUACAGGAUUCUCUGUUGUCCCUCGACGAACUCAAUUCCAUCAGCGACAGAGUAGCAAAACGUCAGUUCGAGCCCUUCUCUGGCCCUGAUUAUGAUAUUUCGCGCAUGUUCAGUGGCAGCGGAGCAAAGGUUACAAACCUCGCUCCACCCAAACCACCAUCAUACGAGAAAGCGACGAGCUUACAACCGCCGAGCGCUCCCUCUUAUCAACGAAAACGACCUCGACAAGACAGUCUACAAGGGCCUGAUAGCAUCAGCCAGGUCUGGGACAAGCUACAGAAGCUAGAAUCAAUCUUUCACGAUAAGGUCGGAGAGCUAACAGCCGAGAAUGCUAAGCUCCGAGACCAGAAGCCAAAGCUUGGAGAAUCACAAGCUGAGAAUACCCAGCUUACAGACCAGUCACAGGUGGUUCUAGAGCUGAGAGCUGAGAACGCUCGGCUUCGAGAAGAGGUAGAGCGUUUGAAGAACAGGCAGGAGGAUCUGGAGGCAGAGGUCGCAUUACUACAAACCGCGCAAGCUAGUGAGAAGGAUACAGAGGAGGUUGCGAUAAUAGAAAUACGGGACGAUAUUGAGUCACUGGAACGUAGACUGUCUUGGAUCGAGAAUGGAAAAGAUGAAUACUUGAUGAAGCAAAUAAAGCAAGAAAUUUUUGAUGAGUUAGCCACGCGUAUUUUGGGUGGCUAG